CCCGGUUCGGCUUUUCUAGUGUCAGAUGCCCGUUCCCACCCCCGACCCCUCCCCGCUCACCUGCUGGCGGCCCGCCCGACUCCGCCUAGCCCUUUAACCCCGGGCGUGGCUUCUUUCCCCUUCUGGCCCAGCUGAGCCAGCCCAGCCCAGCCCCUGGAGCCCCUGGAAGCCAUGGAGGUGCUGGUGCUGGAGGACUACCAGGCUCAGCGGGAGGACGAGCUGACCCUAACUGCUGGAGACGUGCUUCGGGAUGUGCGCCAGGGGUCCGCGGACAGCUGGCUCCUGGGGGAGCUGGCUGGACGCAGGGGUCUCUUCCCUAAGCUCAUCGUCCUGGAGAUCCCGGAGAGUUUGCGGGAUGACGGGGGCCCCCGGAAGCCCCACACUAAGCGCCGAGGUCAGCCCGGGGGCCCUCCAACUACCCAGAGAUGGUGUAAAGUAAACUUUAGCUACAGCCCAGAGCAGCCGGAUGAGCUAAAGCUCCAAGCCGGGGAGGUAGUCCAGGUGCUUCGAGAGAUUGAAGACGGUUGGUGGCUAGGGAAGAAGAACGGGCAACUUGGGGCCUUUCCCUCUAACUUUGUGCAAGAGUUGGAUUACAGGCCCUGCGGUGCCGUGAUUCCUGAUGUCAUCCCCAAGGCCACUGGAGUGGCCCAGUCUUGCCCGAAGCUAACCCGGACCCAGGAAGAAACUCCCGUAUACCCCCUAACAGCACCUGAGAGCUGUCGAGUUCUGUUUGACUAUGAGCCUGAGGCACCCGAUGAGCUGGCCCUGCAGAGGGGUACUGUGGUGAAGGUGUUAAGAAAGACCACAGAGGACCCUGGCUGGUGGGAGGGGGAAUUUGAAGGCAAAAGAGGAGUUUUCCCAGACAAUUUUGUCCUCUUGCUGCCCCCGAUUAAGAAGCUUCCAGUCCGUCGUCUGAGUCCUCAGGAAUCAGUGUUUGGUCGAGAAAACCAUGUCUCCAGUGGGAGGAGGCGGGUGUCCAAGGAAACAAGAGCUGCUAAGGAGUCUAAGAAGAUGGAAUCUAAAAUCACCCUACCCCCCAUUAAAAAGCUGUCAUCUACCUCCAAUAGGACCUCCAAGCCUCGGCCCCCAACGCCCAGGCCUCUGGCAUCCGGAUCAGCCGGGGACAAGCUGAAGAACUCUCGAGAACCAGGAGGAAGAAGUAGUGCUGGUGGCAAAGGAGGAUCAAAUGGAGGUGGAGGAGGAGGACCGGGAGGAGUGACCAUCUCUCUGACUUUGCCAGUGCCAGGCAAAAGCAAUGACAGAAGCAAUGAUGGCGUAAAUGACUCCAAGACGGUUCAUUCCACCCAUAUGCGGUCGAAGCCUCAGGGUCGAUGUCCGCCCAGCCUAGACCAGACCCCCACUCCUGGACAAGAGGAAGAGAAGCCCGGUUUGACAAAGAGCCAGCCCCCCAGGACCAAACACCACUCCUCAGAUAAAGCUGCUUCUCGGGAUAAAUCAUCCCACGAUAAAGCACCUUCCCGGGAGAAGAAACACUUCGAUAAACCUGCCAAUCGUGACAAACCCCCCUCCGCAGAGAAGCCCCUCCCCCCUGACAAGAGCACGGGCCGGACCCUCUCCAACGACAAAGACAAAGACGAGGACAAGACGGCGUCGAGUAGGCAUCCCUCCACAGACAAGGACAAUAAGCCACCUCCUUCGGGCAAACUCUCCUCAGAUAAACCACCCCCAGACAAGCCACCCUCCGCAGAGCAGGCCCUCUCAGACCCUCAGGGAGCCCAGGGCGCAGCUAACUCUGAGAAGAGGGCGUCAGUGGCCGAAGAGAAAAUGUCAGGGAUCAGCCUCAAUAGCUUGACAGAACGAGUGCAGCAAGUCGAGGCUGAGGUCGCUUCUCUGAAGGGGAUGUUAGUGCGUCUGGUGUCACAGCAGGAAAAGGACUUGUCAGAAAUCCAGGAGGAGCUGAAAACGGAGCGGGAAAUGAGACUGGAGCUGCAGGCGAAGUUUGAGAUGCUGAAAUCAAAGACCAACCUGGUUUAGGGGCCCGCCCGGAGGGGGCUUGUCUUUGCCCACGGACACAGGCUGCGCCUCCUCCCCAUUCCUGAGGGUCCACCCCCCGCCAUGAGGGGGAGCCUCAGGCACCCCCCACGCGCGUCCCCCCCUUCGGGGCUUUGCGGGUGAGGGCAUGGGGGUUGUGGCUGGACCCCCCCAAACUCCCCGCGUGGGAUAGGCCGGGGCUCUUUGCGCCCCGACCCGAGGACUCCCCGGCUCCGUAUUAACCCCACCCCCAUCCCAGAC
This is a messenger RNA of Dromiciops gliroides (monito del monte), 2253 nucleotides long. It is a transcript of the gene MNMIP1, whose product is annotated as SH3 domain containing 21. The record is from RefSeq and is a predicted model, not a curated record. Gene Ontology annotation, molecular function: protein binding. The transcript has 17 exons. NCBI's taxonomy places the organism in Eukaryota, Metazoa, Chordata, Mammalia, Microbiotheria, Microbiotheriidae. Bases 172 to 1995 code for a protein of 607 amino acids.